This is a messenger RNA of Musa acuminata AAA Group (dessert banana), 936 nucleotides long. RefSeq lists its product as uncharacterized. Bases 211 to 729 code for a protein of 172 amino acids. The transcript has 2 exons. NCBI's taxonomy places the organism in Eukaryota, Viridiplantae, Streptophyta, Magnoliopsida, Zingiberales, Musaceae. The record is from RefSeq and is a predicted model, not a curated record.
UUGCUUUUAGCCUUACCACCACACUACAUGGAAUUUAUCUUUCUCCUUGGGAGAUAGUAACCAGAGAAUUCUCCUCUAUCCUCAUGUCUUCUUCCCUCACCAAACUGGCAGAUUCUUGACACCCAAUACAGAUUGCGGAUAUCCACCUCUCUCUCUAUCUUAUAAGACAAGCCACCAACCAGCUUCUUCUGUUCCUUGUCACACAGCUUCAUGGCUGACAGGAAGAGAAUUCCACUUCUAAGCCUUCUCAGGAGGGCAAUUCAGAAGGUAAGGUUCUUGCUGUCUUUUGAUGCCACCAGAUGGAUGGCCUCCUCCCUCAAGAGAUCGCCGCUGGUGUCUCGCCGGCUGAGCUUCACCGCCCGACCGAGCCUGCUCGACUGCACCGACGAUGACGGCUACGAGGCCGGGUCGUCGUCGUCGAGGACGCUCUCGAGGACGGUGAGCUUGUCGAGGUCACCGGCGUCGAGGACGACGAGCCCCGGGUCGGAGGCGUCGAGGUCACUCAGCGGUGCGUCGUCCGACGACGACAUCAACCAGAGGGCAGACAGGUUCAUCGAGAACUUCUACCGGCAGUUGCGGAUGGAGAGGCAGGUCUCCCUUCAGCUGAGAUACUGCAGGCAGAAGAGCUUGGAGGAGGAUGGAUACACAUUGAAGCCUUUGCCUUGGUGGCCACUCAGGGUUAUGAGAAACCCUCAAAUAGUCAUCAAUGGUGGUAACCAUUUUCCUUAAAGAGGAUCUUCAUGUUGGUUGGUGGUUUCUGUAGUCUACAGUUGCCAUAAAGUAUUUGUCACCGAUGCUAAGGAUACCUCUUUGCUAAUGUAUAUAAUGCAUUAAAUAUAUCAUUCUGGAAAUGCAUUAAAUGUUGGUUUCAACUUUUUUUCAAAAUUAUGUGCAUAUAUAUAUAUAUAUAUAUAUAUAUAUAUAUAUAUAUAUAUA